GAUCAUAGCUUGUAAUGAGGAUGAUGAGCUUCGUGUUUGCAAUGAUGAUGAGCUUCGUGGUUCUCUCGGGUUGCUGCUCAGCGAAGAUCUACAAAGUGGGAGACUCCGAGGGAUGGACUGCCAAGGACGACGUCUAUUACACGUGGGCCGAGACCGACCAUAAGGAGUUCCACGUUGGAGAUUCUCUGGUCUUCGAAUACGAUCCCAUUGUCAACGACGUGACUCAUGUUUCCGGCGCUCUGGAAUAUGAGUUUUGCGACUAUUCUUCUCCUAAAAUUGUCUACAACACAGGACACGAUGUCGUGACUCUCAUGGAACCAGGUUUUCACUACUUCAUCACCUCGAAUCAAGUUCAAUGCGUAUUGGGACAGAAGCUCGAAGUUCUUGUCAUCCAUGACCCGUCACGUCCGGUUCCUCCACCACCACCGAGCAAGAUCCUUCCUGUCGGAAAUACCUACAAGGUCGGAGGAGACUCAGGAGGAUGGAAAGUGUAUGAUAGUGACUUCUAUAACAAGUGGAGUGAGGAGAAACAGUUUCAUGUUGGAGAUACUUUGUUUUUCGAAUACGACAACGAAGUCAGCGACGUGUAUGAAAUCAACGGUGAUCUAGAAUUUAUGACGUGCGACCCAACGUCUCCUGUAGCUGUGCACAAGACAGGACACGAUCUUGUUAGGCUUAUGGAACCGGGAGUUCAUUAUUUCAUAACCUCACCCUCGGGUUCUUGUGAAGCUGGGCUUAAGCUUCGAGUGAUGGUGGGACCACAAUCCAAAGCUGUUGUUUUCCCUAAUUUUCCCAAGAAGGUGGACUUGUCAGCUAUGGAGCGCCUCAACAACUGGUUGAAGACUUUCAAACCCCAGCCCCAUCAUUAAACCAUUUGUUUUUGUUUAUUGGUUUGAUUAUUUGUAACCAGUUUGGAGUUAUUGUUGUCUCUUUCUCUCUUGUCUACUUUAGCUUUUUUGUUUUAAGAGUGUACUUAUCUAUCACAGUCAUUGUAGAGUUUAUUUGAUUCGAGGAGUAUUAAUAAACGAUGUCUUUUGUUGCCUUCAAUAAUAGAAUCCAAGUAGAGAAACGAUAUUAACAUGAGAGGUUCUACUCAUGCUAGCUACUUUGUUGAUGAACUUUUCUCCAUUCCCCCUUUGAAUCCUUCAAGAUCUUUACUGCAACGUCUGUACCGCUUCCAUCUGAUAGUUUUCCUUUAUAGACUGUUUCAAAUCCUCCUUUCCCGAGAACAUGGGAGAAUGAGUUUGUCAUCUUCUUGACUUUGGCAUAUAACUAUAUCGUUUCAACGUUACGAUUGCUUCAAUGUUUUCGCCGCUCCAAUCACUCUUUCUUCGUCUUUGCUCUCACCACUACCGUACUCGCAGUAGAAAUGAUCAUCACAAGUAAAGCUGUUGAGAUUCCUGUUAAAAAAACAAGACUAAAAAGUUAUGUUUACAUGUACACUACUAACCAUAACUUUGUAGAGGAAAAUCUUACCAGAGACGAACAAAUGGGAAGCAUAAUGAAAAUUAAUGGCAAUCUCUUAGUCAUUAGCCUCAGAGGAAAGGAAAAUAUUAAUUCAGUAUCUCACCAGAAAACCCUUUAUAUUUUCAUGGCCAAGGUAGAAUAGUAUUUUGCUUCUUUUGUUUGAUGACUAUCGUAGGAAGGUGAUUUUUUUUAUCUCAAAAUAAUCAUUACAACUUUUACUUAUGGGACAUCAUUUACACAGUGGAAAUAUACAAUGAUAAAGUCCAACAAUAUCAAACAUGAGUUUAGGAAGAUUAACUCUCAUCUACAAUAUCUCGAUCCGGUUUUUUGGGAAAGUUUAUCUUUUUUUUUGAAACCUGAGUUCAGAGUAUCUUGGCAAGGUGAAAGAGUUCAUCUCUCUAACUGGCUUGAUGUAGGCAUACUUGAAGUCUCUUGACUCUCUUCAGCAGAUACCAUUACUGCGGGUGAGCCUAAGAGAGGCUUAGGUGGAACAUGCAAAGCCUCUAGACUUCACUCUAACAUUUCAACGACUUUGUUCAUCGAUCGACGAUCAAAUGGAUUUGUUUGAAUACACCAUAAACCCACCAACACCAUUUUUUUCACUAACUUAUCUUCUUUCUCCGUCAUUUUGUUGGGGGUGAAUUUACAUCUUCCCUAAAUGUUCAUUAGACAUUAAAUUAGGCCCACUUCAUUAUGAAACCCUAGACAUCUUUCUUCUAUAAAUAAGGAGUUCUCUCCUUAUUAGAAAGGAUCGUCUCUUCUCCAUUUUAGACUUAGAACACUUCUUACAAAGGGUUUAUAGAAUCUUAAAUUAAUUUACACUAGAAACCAUUCUUAUAAUACAAUUUUUGAUCAAUAAACUCUUUUUGAUUCAUUUCUCAUUUGAUUCCUUUGAGAUUUCUCCUAAACCUCAAGAAUCUAAUAUUUUAUCUUUAGAUUCUUUUAUUGUAUUGAUUCAACAAACAUCACCAGCAUAAACACCAUUUUUGGAUCAAACAGUUAGCGCUAGAAAGAGGGGGCUAAGGAGAACUAUCUUCAAAGCAUGUCAAAUUUGGGAAAAUCCUAGAUCUGUGCUCAUCAAACUCGGUCCAAUAGAUAAGUUUACAAAACGAUAUCUCAUUACAAAAUUCGAUUUCAUUGACUACAACAUAAUAUACACAUGCUAAACCUAUGAAAAGGAUUUUAAUUAUUUUUUUAAAAAAAUUAUUAUUAUCUUGGAUUUAGGAGUCGCCGGUCAAAACGGAGAUCGUGGGAGUUCCAUCAUGGUCCCGACAACAAUCUAGCUUGAGACGGAAGCAGAGAUCGAGCAAAGCUGUUGCGUGGAUUUACAUCCCCUCAAGCCCACCGAGAUCGAACCGAAACGGUGACAUCGUCGUCCUCCGACAAAGGAAACAGAGGCCACUGCGGGUCGGUUCUUAAACUGAUGACGUUCGGGAAACUUCUAAUCUCCGGCGAGUUUGCAACCGACAACAAGCCGCUUCGUCGUUUCCCUCCGGGUCAGUUCUCCGCCGUUGCUUCCUCAGAUCCGUCGAAGCUCCACUCAACUGCAACCGGCAACAAGCUGGUCGUACAACACAUAGCUUUCGGGGAAAAGAGGUCUGAGAUCUCCAUCUCUAACCUCCGCCAGACAUCCAGCGAGUGGGCCAGUUCAGCAGCGGCCUUCGAGUUGAUAGUGAAAGCUCAUCUACGGACCAGAGAGCUUCAAAGCCGCGGGCUAGGUGAUUUGGACUCAAAGAUGAUAACUUUCGCGAAGCCCUGAUUGAGCCCAACCACGAUCUCGUAAUCACCUUGUCACAACGAUCUCGGCGUCUCGUUAUCACACGAUCUCGGCGUCUCGUUAUCACAAUGAUCUUAGCGUCUCGUUAUCACACGAUUCGAGAGACUGUUCUACGAAAUCAUCUCAAGCUCUCUAAAUCAUCUCAAGCUCUCUAAAUCAUCUCAAGCAAGGAGACUUGAGCUCUGUUUUUCAAAGACGAGGACGCUCUCAAGCCUCAAUGUCAACAGAAACAGUUUGUGUUUCAUCUUCAUCUUAACUGAUUGUGAGAAGCGGAGAUUGCAACAUCUCGCAAGGCAUGCUCCAGCUUUUACUGCCGCUGUUAUGAUUCCACUCAGCUUCACAUGCUUGUUCACUGCUCCAGACUCAUUGCAGUGACCUCUCUCAUCCUGUCUUUAAGCUCAGCCUCUCGGACAGAGGCAAUCACGUGAUGACCUUGAUAGUAAUGAUCUUGUCUCCACACCCUGCUUCCUGUGCUUCACCACCAUGACGUCUUCAAAAGCUCCGUCAAUGGCUUUGUUCUCGGCAUUCACCUCGUCACGUCACUAGUGUCAUCAAGGGAUCGUGAGAAUCACGAGGAAAGAGGCAACAAGAAGCGCAGAACGUUAGGCUUCAGAUACAUCAAUCUCUACGAGGCUUUAGGCUCCAUCGUUGCAGUCUUGCGAGAUCAGGAGAUGAGAUUGUUCUUACUGAACUCUUCUCCUCUCCUGUUUGUGCCAGUUGCGGAGAGCUCUAGAGAAGACCUUGGGAGAUCACUGUGAACCAGCCACCUCGCCACAGACGUCUGGAAGCUUGACACAAAGCCAUCUCGGCAUAUUCAUGAUCCCAGCUGUGACACCUCAAGAACAUUGGAUAAGAUCGUCGAGACCGAUCUAGUAAAGCCACCAUGUCAUCUCGCCACGAGCUCGACGAACAGAGACGGCCCCGAGAUGAGAAGAGUCAUGAUCUCUAGAGCAGCUCAAAGCUUCAAGUUCUGCUCAAGCUCCAAAACGAGAGAAAGAGGGCGCUCGCCGUGGGGAACAUAUGGGUGAUCAGACCAGCUCAGCCUCUCUUUACGAUCAGCUCAUGAUCCACUUCAAAGAAAAAGUCUCAUAUCCAACAACCAGCAACUACUCAUCCUCAAAGAUAAGUGUUGUUUAAUCUUGAUUGCUUUAUUGCUUGCAACCUAUGCAUACUGUCGAUUUAUAAAUAAAUCACUAACAUCAUAUGCAAGAGCCAAGCAAUUAUUUGAUCAUCAUCAUUGCUUGCUUAUCAAUUACACAAAACUUUGAUUAUCUCUUUUGGAUAAACUUGAUCUGACAAUUAUCAUAUUUUUCUUUGUGAGCCAGAAUCAAUUGCGAGGCAGACAUAUGACAAUCUCACACUCUGGUACAAGCUCUAGCUGACGUGAUCACGGUCCGCAUAACUCCUGUUGACUUCAUCGUCGCCAAUCGCGAGCUCACCACAGACCUCACAACUCAACAGCACAAGCCGGCACAUUUCUCAACAUCAUUAUAGCCUGACGAACACACAAGCCAACAACUUGCUUGGCACACACGAUCUCAACACGAGACUUCGGGUCAGCAAUAGUUCGGUAAACGUGUAUUGUAAGCACAAAUUUAAAUUGAACUUACUUUUUAUUAGGCACGAGUUUGCGGUCGACUCGCUUAUUGUUAGACACGAGUUUACAAAAACUCGUCUUUGGCUAGGCAUGAUUUUACAGAAGCUCUCCUUCUACUAGGCACGAGCUCUCAGUAAACUCGCCUCUGUCUUAGCAUGAGUCAAGUAAACUCGUCUUUCGCUAAGCACGAGUUUAAAGCAAACUCGUUUCUUACUAGGCACAAGUUCGAAAUAAACUCGCCUAAACCAUCAUAGGCAUGAAUAUGUCUUGUUCAUUGUCUAAUAAAUCCUAUUCGUAAACUUUACAGAGAUCGAUUUCAUCUCUCUCAACGAACUUGGGGGACUUACUGUUGGGGGUGAAUUUACAUCUUCCCUCAAUGCCCAUU
Brassica napus (rape) is the source of this 5226-nucleotide messenger RNA. Its product is annotated as early nodulin-55-2-like. The transcript has a single exon. Gene Ontology annotation, cellular component: plasma membrane. The record is from RefSeq and is a predicted model, not a curated record. Lineage: Eukaryota; Viridiplantae; Streptophyta; Magnoliopsida; Brassicales; Brassicaceae. Gene Ontology annotation, molecular function: electron transfer activity. Bases 15 to 869 code for a protein of 284 amino acids.